GGAGGAGCAUCAGUUGCUAUGACAACAAUUUUAGUAAAAUGGCGGACAGAAGUUUGCAGGUAUCUUACGUGGAAGAUGAAUUUGCACCUGCGCAAGAGGAGUUUGGUGAGUGGCAGCGAAGGUUUGAUCAAGUUAUUGAGGAAUUGCCUGCAUACGGUCCAACUCUAGCAAAAAUAAAAAAACAGUAUGAGGCAGUUAUUGGUUUUAUAAUUGACAGUAAGAGAGUCCGAGCAUUAGUUCAACUUGACCGUGAGAAGAGAAAAAAGGACAAGCAGUCAAUAUUAAAUUUUAAGAGACGCAAGGCAGAGCUCGAAGAGAAAAUAUUGAAAUUAUCUUCAGAAAAUAAAAGACUCAAAAAAGAAAUAGAUACUACAAAAGACGUCAAUGCUGCUAGGAAAAAGGAGAAGGAUAGGAGAGCCAGUCCUUAUCAUAAAAGGUUUCCAAUUUCAUCGGCCGACAGAAGAUCCUUAUCACUGACCCCCAGCGAAGCUAUUAAUAUACAGUUUUUAGAAAAAGAACUAGCCAGGUUAAAACUGGUACUAGAUGAAGUUCAAUACAACACAGAGAAGAGAUAUGUACCUAAAAAUCAGAAAGACAUUCUACAACAACAGCUAAUAAACAAAGAGAAAGAGAAAGAAAAAAUCGAACACGAAAAUAAAUAUUUAUGCCAUCUCUACCUACAGCUUAGAGAAUCAAUUAAGGCUGCUAGAUUGUAUUAUUCCAGUGUCCAAUCAUCUUCAAGCGGUCAGGAUCAUGUGGUUCCUUUAUCAAAAUACGCUCUUGAUCUCUCAAGGAACAUAACAAUGGUUGAUGUGAUGAACACUUUAGAGGAACUAGGAGAGCAGGAUCCAGAAGAGGAGAAGGAAGCAGAGUUUAUAUUGCACUGUUGUCAAAAGUUUAAUGAACUGUUUGACACUGAGCAGUUUACUGAAGCAGCUCUCAUUGCAGCUACUUCUCCUAAAGGUGUUUUAAGAACAAUCAUAACUUUAAACAAAUUUAAAUCUCUCGCACCUCCAGUUAGCCCCACCCCUAGCCCCUCCCCCUCUCCUCUUAUGACGUAUUGCUCUGCUCUCAUGGACUCCGCCCACAUUUAUCCUCCGGUCAGUACUGAGGAAGCUAUGGAGUGUUUAUAUGCAGCUGUAGCUGAAAGUCAUAUUAACCUCAUCGCUAAAUGGAUCAGCAAAGACUCCUUGCCAUUGUGUAAAGAAAUGGGAUCCUAUCUUUACAAGCAAUGUUCCUGUCCUGGUACCAAUUGCAGGUGUCAAUUUUGUAUGCUGUCGCUUGUAAUUUACAAGAAAUUGAACUGCAGUUUUGAGGAGUCACUCUGUUUAGCUAAACUAGGCAAGUAUAGCUCAAUGCUGAAGGACAAGCAGUAUAAUAAAAAUGAUAUUGCAUCAUUAUUGUCUGCAGUUCCCAGUGUUGAUCAUGCUCUAUUUCUGGUAGCUCCACCCACUGGCAAUAGACCAUCACUGCAUCUUUUUGAAGCUCUCUACGUUUUAGCUCAAACUGGCCCUCAUCCUCAAAGAUGUAUUGAACUAGUUAAAUCAUUUGCUGUUCUUAGAAAGCUCAGCUGGCAAGAAGCGAUCGGCCAUGAAACACGAUUGAGACCUGAUCUUGCUCAUAAUCUCAUUCCUGUGCUGUCCCAGUUCCCAGAACUAGAUUGGCUUGUUCUACAGCUAUCAGUCUCCUAUACGGUAUACACAGUUUUAUUGAGAGCCAUUGAAAGGAUCAACAGAUCAAUGUCUGAGUCUUCAAUGAAUAGUUCUUCCUACGGCCCCAAGAGCGAGUCCACUCCUCCUGAGAGCAGGGCCACUAGCUCCUCCUCUAGGCCUAAGUUGACCCGCAGCAAGAGGUUUGAUGCUGAUGAUGGAACCGACUUCACUAGUAGGAGCACCAGCAGUGCUAGUACUAGCAGUGAUAGUGGUACAGACUCCAAGGCCACUCCUCCAGUGAAGGAUUCCGACAAGUGAUUGAUGACUCUUGGCGUGAAACGGCACCUUUUCUCUGACUUAGCAGGCAAUCUCUUCUUUGUUUUGUUUUAUUCUCAACACUAUCACUCAAUUAGUUACCUCAUAGUCCACUAGUUUUCUCUUUUAAACACACAGGGAUAGGUCUAAUAGCAAUCUUCACUGCAGCAGUAUUAUCAUCAGUAUCAUUUUGACUUGUAAUUUAGUUUAUUGUAGAAACAAAACAUUGUAUUAUAGUAAUCUAUUUCAUUUAUGAUAACAAUUAGUUGAUUAAAAUAACAAUCCAAA
Molecule: messenger RNA, 2255 nt
Organism: Amphimedon queenslandica
Lineage: Eukaryota; Metazoa; Porifera; Demospongiae; Haplosclerida; Niphatidae
Product: clathrin heavy chain linker domain-containing protein 1-like
Exons: 21
Coding region: 39-1970 (643 amino acids)
Source: RefSeq, a predicted model, not a curated record